CACCGAUUCACUUCAUUUCUCAAGGCGCUUUGUCUCUAUUGUGAUCAAACCACACGAGGUGAAGAACCACAGGAACAUAAAGCAUCCGAAACACUGGAAACUUAAACCGAAAACAUCAUUUUUCAUUAUAGUCGCAAAGAUCUUUAGACCAGGAGCUCAUUGACUAUACAACUUUGACAACUCACACACAGAACUGUGGGAUAUCGACGGCUUCCUCCAUGGAACCUGCCAGAUCAGAUAUGAGUAUCCUACCCAAUGGGAAAGGUCACGACCUCGGAGAGGAAAUGUGCGUGCCGAUGAAGACUAUGAUGGAGGAAGAACAAAAUGGUACCCAUCACGGCAGAUUUGAUGAUCCUGAGAGCACACUCGCUGAGAACAUUGAGUUCCUGCCCAACGGCGAUGGCAAGAAGCCACGUUUUACUGAUUUUGAGGGGAAGACCUCUUUUGGCAUGUCAGUCUUCAAUUUGGGCAAUGCCAUUAUGGGCAGUGGGAUUUUGGGAUUGGCCUACGCUAUGGCCAAUACUGGCAUACUGCUUUUCUUGUUUCUCCUCACGGCUGUAGCUGGUCUGUCCUGCUAUUCUAUUCACCUGCUGCUGAAGUCUUCUGGUAUUGUUGGAAUCAGAUCAUACGAACAGCUGGGAUUCAGGGCCUUCGGAAUGACAGGGAAGAUGGCGGCCGGAAUUGCCAUCACUCUUCAAAACAUUGGAGCCAUGUCCAGUUACUUAUACAUCAUCAAGUCAGAGUUCCCACUGGUCCUGCAGGCGUUUUUGAAAACAGAUACCACUUCAGGGGAUUGGUAUCUCAAUGGCAACUACUUGGUGGUGCUCGUGUCUUUCUCUGUCAUCCUGCCUUUGGCUCUAAUGAAACAGCUGGGUUACCUUGGUUAUUCCAGUGGCUUUUCACUCAGCUGCAUGGUCUUCUUCCUUAGUGCAGUCAUGUAUAAGAAGUUCCAGAUCCUGUGCCCAUUCGAGGAGUUCUCGGCCAAUAGCACGCUGGCUCACGCACACACAAACGUAUCCGUUAACCACGCCCACAGUUACCAUAACGGACAUGUGAUGGCGGAUGACGCCAACUGCAGCCCGCAGAUGUUCACUGUGAACUCACAGACUGCAUACACCAUCCCCAUUCUGGCCUUUGCUUUCGUCUGCCACCCUGAGGUCCUACCCAUCUACACUGAGCUUCGCAACCCAACUCAGAAGAAGAUGCAGCACGUUUCCAACAUUUCCAUCCUGAUCAUGUACACUAUGUACUUCCUAGCUGCUCUCUUUGGGUACCUAACAUUUUACACUAACGUUGAGCCCGAGCUUCUGCACACCUACAGCAGGAUCGACCCCUACGACACUCUCAUCCUCUGUGUGCGUUUGGCUGUGCUCACCGCCGUCACCCUGACCGUGCCCAUCGUUCUAUUCCCAGUACGGAGAGCCAUUCAAGAGAUGGUGUUUCCUAAUAAGACCUUCAACUGGAUCCGACACGUCGCCAUAGCCGUCAUUCUCCUGACUUUCAUCAACAUGCUGGUCAUCUUUGCCCCAAACAUCCUGGGCAUCUUUGGCAUCAUAGGUGCAACAUCCGCUCCAUGCCUUAUCUUCAUCUUUCCUGCUGUCUUCUACAUCCGUAUUGUUCCGAAGGAUAAGGAGCCAAUGCGUUCUACCCCCAAAAUCUUUGCUGCCUGUUUCGCUGGACUGGGCGUGUUGUUUAUGAUAAUGAGCUUGAGCUUCAUCAUCAUUGAUUGGACAACAGGCAGCAGCAGUGCUCUGGGUGGCCACUAGGAGACAAACUCUGAUGAAUGUGUGUUUGUACAUGGCUUU
Molecule: messenger RNA, 1805 nt
Organism: Rhinichthys klamathensis goyatoka
Lineage: Eukaryota; Metazoa; Chordata; Actinopteri; Cypriniformes; Leuciscidae
Gene: slc38a3b
Product: solute carrier family 38 member 3b
Exons: 17
Coding region: 219-1766 (515 amino acids)
Biological process (GO): histidine transport; asparagine transport; L-glutamine transport
Molecular function (GO): L-asparagine transmembrane transporter activity; L-histidine transmembrane transporter activity; L-glutamine transmembrane transporter activity
Source: RefSeq, a predicted model, not a curated record